CCCACGGUUUACCUCUACAUCCAAUAUUUAGCAUUCUACUUAGCAUCACGUGUUGGAAAAAAGAAAUUCCUAAUAUGGUUACUAAACUUCGUCAUAAUUUUGUCAUUAAACGUUGGAGAAAUAAAUAAAAUCAUGCAAGAUUCCUUGCAAAUAUCAGACUCGGGUUAUAUCCUCUGGUGCAUCACAGUUGCCUGGACAAACCUUCGAGGAACAAGUUAUGGAUUAGAUUCGAUAGAAUUUUAUCAAAAUGUUGUUUUGAGACAGAAAAAUAGAGCUGAUUUUAACAAGUUUUUGUAUAUCCAUGAAAGGAAGUAUGCGAUGGAAAAGUAUCUGGCUUAUUGUUCUUUUUUGCCGACACUGACGACUGGACCGAUUAUUUUGUACGAUACUUUUGAACGUGGAUUUUUGGUUGAUGAUGGAGAAAUUCGGAAGAAAUAUGUGAAACUGUUUUGUCAGAUUGGAAGAUAUGGUUUUUGGCUUUUGUUCACUGAAGUGGUACUGCACUUUUUGUAUACGAAUGCUAUGGAACGUUAUCCUUGGUGGGUUCAAAAUCUAUCACCAUGGGAAAUGUACGGCUAUGGAUAUCUUCUAGGGCAAUUUUUUUUGUUGAAAUAUGUUGUCAUAUAUGGCAUAUCUGGUGCUUUAACAAGAGCCUAUGGUGUAAAUGCACCACCAACCCCCAAAUGCAUUGCAAGAAUACAUCGAUACUCUGACAUGUGGAGAUAUUUUGAUCCUGGACUGCACAGCUUUUUAUUCAGAUACGUGUACCUUCCCAUGAGAUCUUGUUACUCGGAGUUACUGACAAACAAUUUAUUCAAUAAAAUAAUGUCUUCGUCAUUUUGUUUUUUUUAUAUCUACAUCUGGCACGGAACAAAACCUUACAUAAUGAUAUGGUCUUUCUUGAACUACCUCGCAGUAACCAUAGAGACGAUUUGUGACGCAAUCGAAGCUUCAGAUUUUUACCAAAAUUUGACAAAAAAAUAUUUGUCGCACUAUUGGCAACUUAGAUUCAACUCGGCGAUCACUUGUCCCUUACUGGCGAUGUCGGCGAUUUCGAAUUUUUAUUUUUUUGCCGGGUUGGAUAUAGGUACGAUUUUUUUGGAAAAGUUUUUGUAUGCUGAUUGGUCUGUUAAUUUGACUCUUUUUGGGUUUUUGUAUGCUGCUUGUAAUGUUUCGCAUAAGAUUAAGAUUUGGGAAAAUAGGCGGAUGGAGAAAAGCAAAAAGCAGUAA
Messenger RNA from Ctenocephalides felis (cat flea), 1230 nucleotides. RefSeq names its product protein-cysteine N-palmitoyltransferase Rasp (gene rasp). The transcript is spliced from 3 exons. Gene Ontology annotation, molecular function: palmitoyltransferase activity. Lineage: Eukaryota; Metazoa; Arthropoda; Insecta; Siphonaptera; Pulicidae. Gene Ontology annotation, cellular component: endoplasmic reticulum. Gene Ontology annotation, biological process: protein palmitoylation. Bases 133 to 1230 code for a protein of 365 amino acids. The record is from RefSeq and is a predicted model, not a curated record.